Messenger RNA from Gadus morhua (Atlantic cod), 3810 nucleotides. It is a transcript of the gene ppp1r16a, whose product is annotated as protein phosphatase 1, regulatory subunit 16A. NCBI's taxonomy places the organism in Eukaryota, Metazoa, Chordata, Actinopteri, Gadiformes, Gadidae. The record is from RefSeq and is a predicted model, not a curated record. The transcript has 11 exons. Gene Ontology annotation, cellular component: cytoplasm. Gene Ontology annotation, molecular function: protein binding; myosin phosphatase regulator activity; enzyme inhibitor activity. The coding region runs from base 1130 to 2941 and encodes 603 amino acids.
AGCGGUGGCCGUGCGGCGGCGGUUGUUAUGGUGAAGCGUUUCCACUGAGGGUCGGCGACGGCAGCACCUGAUUCAGUUUCAGAGAACAACCAGCCUACGACGGAGGGUGACAGGCAACACGAACUCCACAGGUGAACGCACCCAAAGGCCAAGGCCGCUGUGGUGGUGAACCCGCCGUGGACCGCCGGGGGCCGACCGUUAAGACGUUCACAGUGGGGGCCUCUCCCCCCCCCCCCCCCCCCCAACAAACACACUCACCCUGGGAUUACAGCCUCCGUGGCGACUCGCAACGUCGACUCCCUCACCUUGUGGUUGAAUGAGGCCUUGUGCAAUGCUAAACCCACCUCGUGAAUGUGCCUUUUCAUUCUCCGGCGGCUGGAAACGUUUUUUUUUCCCUUCUGACUCCUAGGAAUGUGUGAGCCGGUUCCUCCGCUGUAGCUUUAUUUCUCGGCCAUGGCCUCCUGGGACGCCCCCGUCGGAUGUACACGCCGCCCUGGCCCGUCCCCCUCCGAGCGGAUCGGAGGGUAACCUCGCCACCUCGCCUCGUUCGCGGAGCGCUCGGUCGCGUUUCACUCUCACUCUACAUCGUGUUUUCUACGUGCUUGUGCUCUUUACCCCCCCCCCCCCCCCCCCCCCCCCCCCCGGUUUCUUGUCAUCGUUUGCAGAUUUGUUGUCACCGGCUUGGACUACGAUCCUUUGGACUCGACCCUCCCGGGAUUUACGUUGACGCUUAAACUGUUGGGAUUGUUUAUCUUUUGUACGACUUGGAGGUGAACAAAGAGGCCCGGGGGUUAAAGGAGACGGUGAGCCCCACCUCGCGGCCGUCAGCAUGUCUCUGACGUCAUGAGGCCGCCUUGAAUCCACCCUGUUCGCCGGAUUCCGGUUCAGAGUUUGGACGGCGACAAACCGUGCUUAAUUCACCUGGAGACAAACCUCACCUCCACCGCGCAGGGAGGUCUGCUGCUUCCAUGGGGCCGACCGGAUAGGGGUCGGAACAGGUCGACGCCGGAAUCGACCCUUAAAGGAUCUUCAAACCCCAGCAACGACGACGACAACAACAUCAACAACAACAACAGGGAGAGGCCGGGGUAGCGCAAAGGGGCGGGGCCAGGGGGGCGGCGGCGGUGGCAUGGCAGCAGAGCACGGCGAGCUGCUUGGAGAGAUGGCCACGGUGGGUCGCCUGAGUGCCACGGAGCGGCUGAAGCACGCCCAGAAGCGCCGCGCGCAGCAGCUGAAGGGCUGGGCGCAGAUGGAGAAGGACUCGACCCGGGGCUCCAGGGCCAAGGCGGACAGGAAGAAGGCCCGCACCCGGAGGGUGAAGUUCCCCGACACCAUCACCCUGCUGGAGGCCGCCUCGCGCAACGACGUGGAGGAGGUCAGGGAGCUGGUGAAGAGUGGAGUCAGUCCGGACCUGUUCAACGAGGAUGGACUCACAGCCAUGCACCAGUGCUGCAUCGACGACUACACCGACAUGGUGCAGUGUCUGCUGGACGCCGGUGCCUGCGUCAACGCGUGCGACAGCGAGCUGUGGACGCCGCUGCACGCCGCCGCCACCUGUGGCCACACGGGACUGGUGCAGCUCCUGGUGCAGGCAGGUGCGAAUUUGCUGGCUGUCAACGCCGACGGCAACAUGCCCUAUGACCUCUGUGAGGACGAGGCCACCCUGGAACUCCUGGAAGUGAUUAUGGCCGAAAAGGGGAUCACCCAGGAGCGCAUAGACGAGUGUCGAGGGGCGAAAGAGACGGCGAUGCUGACGGACAUCCAGGCUCUGGUGCAGAGCCAGGCCGACCUGAACGCACCGGACGACAGCGGGGCCACAGUGCUGCACAUAGUGUCCGCCAACGGCUACCUCUCUGUGGCCGAGCUGUUGCUGGAGAACAAGGCCCAGGUGGAGGUGAAGGAUCUGGACGGCUGGACGCCCCUGCACGCCGCCGCCUGCUGGGGACAGCUCCAGAUGGUGGAGUUGCUGGUGGCCCACGGGGCGAGUCUGGACACCAAGUCGGUCCUGGAGGAGACGCCCUUAGACGUGUGUUCAGAUGAGGAGGUGCGCGGCAAGAUCCUGGAGCUCAAGCACAAGCACGACGCUAUCAUGAAGAACCAGGGUCGCCACAAGAAUACGCUGCAGAGACGGGCCUCCAGCACGGCCAGCCGGGGGAAGGUGGUGCGGCGCGUGAGCGUGAACGAGCGCUCCAGCCUGUACCGCCGCGAGCACCACAAGGAGGCCAUGGUGUGGCAGGAGAGGGGCCGGCAGCCCGAGACCCCAGACGACGACGAGGACAAGCAGACCGACAAUGAGCUCAACCAGCACGCCGCCAUGGUGGCCGGCGCCAGCACCAGUGCCGCGCCCCCCCCUCAGAACGGCCACCCCGAGGAGCCCCCCGAGGAGCCGUCCUCGGGCCUGGGGAACGGCGGGCCCCCGGCCUCGCCCGCCGCCUCGGUCCCGGGGGAGCAGUGGGUGGGCGGGGGCCUCAUGGACCGCAGCGCCUCCUACCAGCUCAGCCCCGCCCCCGCCGUUCCAGCCGCGGGCGCCAACGGCGAGGCGGGGGCCAACGGCAACGGCAUGACCCGCGAGAAGUCAUACCAGACCCUCGCCGACCUCAAGCGCCAGCGCGCCGCCGCCAAGCUCAACAAGUACCCGGCCCCCGCCCCGCCCCUCCUCCCCCCCCCUGUGGAGGAGGAGCCCCCCGGGACGGAGGAGGAGGGAGGGGGUGGUGGCGGCGGCGGCGGCGGCGGUGACGCCGCGGGGGAGGCGGUCCGCGGUGAGCCCACCGGGGACCGGACGACGAUCGCCAUGACUACGGCGCCGGCAGCACCGGCGGUGGUGUCCACAUCGAGCCAAGUGUACUUCACCCCCGCCAGCGGCGACCCCCCCCUGCUCAAGCUCCGGGCCCCCGAAGAGGAGCAGUCCACGGCUAAGGAGCCCUGCUGUAGACUCAUGUAGACACACACACCUCCGCGUGGGCGCACCACACACACAUUAAACACACACACACACGAGCAGCCGUGUCCUUUGAGGCGUGGCAGAACAGUGUCCGGGUCAACGUUCCUUCACGGAUUCUUCCGGAGCUGGUUUUCUAAAGGUUAUUUUUUGUUUGUUUUGUUUUCUAGUUUAUGGCCUGAAGGUUUUGGCCGACCCUCCAUGGAACGAAUGUACAUUUUAGUGGUGGUCCCUGUUUCCCCUUGUCUGUUGUCAUGGGGAGCGUAUCGCCACCUGCCAUUGGCACUAAGGGUCUCACCAUUCGAAGAAGAAGCAGCAGCCUGCCUAAUGAGGCGCCUGAAUGUAGUGCAUUAGGAGCGCGACCACGACGACUUCAUAUUUUAACGUUAGGACGCCAUCUAGUGGCUGAUAUGAAAUGUUUCCAGUGUUAUCCACCUAAUCUAGUGUGGCCUCCUGCUUUCGUUGCUCUUAUUUAUGCACCCUAAUUUUUUCCUUUUAUAGUCACAGUCAAUACUGACAUUACUUUAAAACUAUCUAAAUCAUCACGGUGUGUUGGCAAGUUUAAUCACCGUAAUCUGGAUUUGAGAGUCGAGUAUUUGAUCGACUUUUUUAUCAAAGAACUUCUAUAAGGUGUUUUUGUGAUCAUGAAUGGUACCUAUUGUACAUUGAUACUCGCUCUGUAUAAGAGGUCUACGAAUGUCAAAACAAGUCCUGACAUUUCAGUUUUCAGACUGACAAUGGAGGAGUUUAUUCCCUUCAGAGCACUAAGAAAAGAAAUGUCUACAAGAUUGUACUAUAUUUCGAUAAUGCACCAUGUUGUGAUCGGCUCAGUUUCGAUCACCAUGAUAAAAGUUCUCUACAUUUCUAUUUCA